GUCCCGGCUGGCACGUGUCGACCCCACAGCCCCUGAUCAAUCCAAUCUUCCUGCUCUCUCUUCUCCUUCUUUUUCAGCUCGGCGCCACCGUUCUUCAGCGCUCUCUCUCUCUCUCUCUCUCUCUCUCUCUGAACAUCUGAUGAUUAAUGAUCGCUAUGAACACUGAUUAAUCCGUCUACCUUCAGAUAUGCAACACUCAAUCGGUUCAUAGGUCGUUCCAUUGAUUUUAAUUUUUGAUUCUUGGAUUUUGAAAAUGUCGUCCAAGAAACUUCGACCGAGCGCAUCUGAGAAAAUUCUUACACCUGAGGAGCAGCAAGCCAAGGUUACUGAUGUGAGGAAGAUCAUCGGUCCAAUUGCCGAGAAGCUUCCGGCCCUUUGUUCAGAUGCAGCAAUCUUAAGGUACCUCCGGGCAAGGAACUGGAACACAAAGAAAGCAGCAAAGAUGCUGAAAGAUACCCUUAAGUGGAGGCUGGCAUACAAGCCGGAGAAGAUUCGGUGGGAAGAUGUUGCCCAGGAAGCUGAGACGGGGAAAAUAUAUAGAGCAAGUUACUGUGACAAGCUUGGGAGGACUGUUCUUGUAAUGAGACCAGGUUUCCAGAAUACGAACUCAUCAAAGGGGCAAAUCAUGUAUUUGGUUUACUGUUUGGAGAAUGCAAUAAUGAACUUGAGUCCGGAUCAGGAACAGAUGGUUUGGCUGAUCGAUUUCCAAGGUUGGAACAUGUCAUGCAUAUCAAUGAAUGUGACUCGGGAGACAGCCCAUAUAUUGCAGGAUCAUUAUCCUGAAAGACUUGGGCUUGCUAUUCUCUAUAGCCCUCCCAAGAUCUUUGAGUCUUUUUGGAAGAUGGUGAAACCGUUCCUGGAGUCCAAGACCUUCAAGAAGGUCAAGUUUGUCUACUCUGAUGAUCCACAAAGCAUGAAGGUAAUGGAAGACACGUUUGAUAUGGACAAGCUCGAAUCUGCAUUUGGAGGAAGAAAUCCUAUCUCGUUCAAUUAUGAAACGUACGCAAAGAUGAUGGAGGAGGAUGACUCGAAGAUGGUCAAUAUCACCAGCUCGUGUAGUUCUUCUCCAGGUUAUCAACCCUCCUUGGGGUCUGAGUCGCACCUGUCAGAGACCACUAUUUCUGACAAUGCAUCGGAGGCUUCUAUCGAGAGUGGUAAUGCAUCAGGUAGCGAUGAGGGCUCUCUGAAUGUAGAGGGAAGCAGCGAUAACAAAAUAGAAGAUCAAAAGGUCGCCGCAAUAGAUGUCCAACACGAAACCACCAAAGAGGAACCCGUGCCAAAGCCACAAGUAUAAGACCAAUCUAACUGAAAAGGGACGCCGAGUUGGUUCAGAAACGAAGCAUUACUCCAAAGAAGCCAGACCAGCCAAGGAAGUUCGUGGACACAAGUGCCUGAACUUGCUCUUAGUUGAUUUUGCUGUAGUGCUCGUCGACUGAAAAUUUUGCUCGAGAGCUCUUUGAAACUGUGCGCAAUGAGUUAUAGCAGUACCAUUAUCAAAGUCAGAGAAAACGGAGGGAAUAUUAGCAUUAGCAUUUAACACAUUCAGUGGCCAGAGAGAGGAUAGCUUCUAGCUGAGAAGAGAACCUAGCAGGUCGGGUUUAAAACGAGUUGGCCAUGCAGACGACUCAGUCAGAGAUUCUUCAUUAUGCCUCUGUUAGCCUGAAUAAGUACUCUGUUCUCUCCUGCCUUCAUUUCUGAAAAUUGUUUCGAUCUUUUCAGAAUUAGUUUAGCAUUGCCGCUGCCGGUGAAUGAUGUUAGCCAAGUUCUCGACUUUUGUUCAAACAAUGAAGAGGAAAGCGAGCCUAGAGUUUUCAA
Punica granatum (pomegranate) is the source of this 1815-nucleotide messenger RNA. Lineage: Eukaryota; Viridiplantae; Streptophyta; Magnoliopsida; Myrtales; Lythraceae. The record is from RefSeq and is a predicted model, not a curated record.